Messenger RNA from Pygocentrus nattereri (red-bellied piranha), 1436 nucleotides. It is a transcript of the gene rad9b, whose product is annotated as RAD9 checkpoint clamp component B. Gene Ontology annotation, biological process: cellular response to ionizing radiation; DNA repair; DNA replication checkpoint signaling. Gene Ontology annotation, cellular component: checkpoint clamp complex. NCBI's taxonomy places the organism in Eukaryota, Metazoa, Chordata, Actinopteri, Characiformes, Serrasalmidae. The record is from RefSeq and is a predicted model, not a curated record. The coding region runs from base 81 to 1154 and encodes 357 amino acids. The transcript is spliced from 10 exons.
UUAAGACAGUUCUGAAUGCGAAAGGGGGGUCCAACCUUUUACUAGCACAAAAAUGAAAGAAUAAAAACGAUUACUGCUUCAUGAAGUCCUUGUUUGGAAGGGCUGUUCAUGCUCUAUCACGGAUUGGUGAUGAAAUUUGGCUGGAGCCACUACAGAAAGGGUCGGUGCUGCCGCUCUUCCGCAGCGUGGCCACAAUAGAGCGCAGUGUGUACAGAUGUGAGAUAUCUAUUAACGUCUUAAACAACAGGGUGAUGUUCCAGUUUAACUGCAAACAUGGAAUAACCAAGACACACAACUUGAGGUACCAAGAGUGUGAAGCUCUGCAAGCUGUGUUUCCAACUCACCUUUGUCCCAACAUUCUAAAGUCACAGCCAAAACUUCUUAGUGAUGUUGUGAUGCACUUCCCAACCUCACAAGAGGAGAUCACACUCUCCAUAUCACCCAUAAAAGUAAAAUUUAAGAGCUACUUUGAAGAGGAGAACGAUCACAUCAGGAGCGUGUGUACAGAGAUGUCUGUGCAUCCUGAUGAGUUUGACUACUUUCAGGUUGGGGUCGACUCGGAGGCAACCUUCUGUUUAAAAGAACUGAGGGGUUUACUGUCAUUUGCUGAGACCCAUGGUCUUCCAGUGUCUGUCCACUUUGGUGCACCUGGAAGGCCAGUGUCUUUCAGUGUGGAGGAUAUGGUGCUGGAGGCUGUUGUGGUAUUGUCCACUCUAGUGAUUGCAGCCAGCGAGAAUCCGUCACAGGUUUCUAUUGUACAGGAAGCUCCAGUGCCAAGGAACAUCAGUGAUGUCUGUCCAGCAAGCACCCCCAUAGCUGACAAUUCCGUAGCAAACAUCUCCAAACACGAGGGUCCUUUAGAGGCAGAGGUUGCUUGCGUGCCAUCCGAGAAUUCAACUUUCCCUCUUGGGGAGCAGGUGGCCUCCAGCCAGGGAAGCCCAGUCUUCUUCCCAGCCUCCUUCCACAUGAAAAAUCUCUUGCAACUCCACAGAGAAGAAAUGGACCUUUUAAGACCUAAAGGGAUGCAUUCUCUGCUCUUUGGAGCCGUAUCAAGCAGCAUGGCAGAUGGCAUUGCAUCAGAACUGCCCAGCCUGGUGUGCGCCAGUGACACCGAGGAUGAUGCUGGAGAUGAUGGCGUCAGAGUGGAAGAGUAAUUCAGGUAACAUACCCCGAGGGAGACGAAGAAGAUUGAACAUUUGUAUGUAGUUUAGAGGCACUAAGUGUGUGCAGAUAUAGAAUACACUCUUCCAUAUUGAUUGAUACUGUAAAAUAUUUAAACCAGACUGUUUAGCUUUGAUGUGGCCUAAAAAGCAAUCAAAUAUUAUAUUGGGACAUUGAUUUCCUACAUUUUUAAAACAAAAUGCCAUUUUCUUUCUUUUUCUGUUUCGGUUCUGUGUAUGUAAAUGUUCAUUUCAGUUAUGUGCCUCACUCAAAUG